UAUUUGUAUAAAAAUAUGAAACAAAUUGUUUUUUUUUUUUUUUUGAAAGGCGCACCUGUUUCUACUACUACUUCUACUACUGGCCUUAGUUUGGGUUUCAGUAAACCUGCUGGAUCAGCCACUCCUUUUGCUUUACCGAUCACUUCCACUUCUUCUGGACUUGCAUUAUCUUCUGCCCUUACUUCUGCUCCAGCAGCAGGCUCUUCUGGUUUUACAUUAAACUUGGGAGGCACCAUUGCUCCAACCACCACUGUAUCUACAGGACUUUCUCUGGGAGGAGCCUUGACUGGUUUAGGAGGAACACUUUUCCCAAAUGCAAGCACCUCUACAACAGGGCUUGGACAGAAUGCUUUUGGUUUGACCCUUGGGACAGCUGCAGCACCUGCUGCCACAGUUAAUGAAGGUCUUGGUGGCAUAGAUUUCAGUAGCUCUUCAGAUAAAAAAAGUAUGUUUUUAAGUAAAAUUUUGUAGUUAUACCAAAUCAGGAAUAUUUUGGGAUUAGUGAAUUGCAAAGCCAAUUGCCGUCAAAAUCCAAGGAUUCCCUGUAAUUUAUAAAUGGUAUCCAAUAGGUAUUAGCUUUUUAGAAGUGAAACAGGUAUUUCAAAGUAAUUGA
Ahaetulla prasina is the source of this 613-nucleotide messenger RNA. Its product is annotated as nucleoporin p58/p45-like. The transcript is spliced from 3 exons. The record is from RefSeq and is a predicted model, not a curated record. NCBI's taxonomy places the organism in Eukaryota, Metazoa, Chordata, Lepidosauria, Squamata, Colubridae. Bases 16 to 471 code for a protein of 151 amino acids.